AUGUUUAAAGCACUUUUAGCGUUAUUGUCUUUAUGCCUUAUAUGUUGGGUCAUACAGUUAUUGCCAGUGAUAUCAGUUCCCUUGACUUCCCCAAGUGUUAAUAUUCAUCUAUCUCAGUAUGGUAGUUACAAAUUUGGAGUGUUUGGAAUAUGCAAUGUACUUCAGCAUGUUUGUUCAGAUCCGAAGAUAGGAUACCCGGCAACCAAUAGUAGUUUUUAUUCAAAUCUUGAUGAUCCAACUUUUGGAGAUGGGGGAGUUGUGUUACCUUCUGAUGUAAGAUAUACCAUAUCUAAACUUUUAGUAGUUCAUGUUGUGGCUUUUUGUUUUUCAUCAUUAUUACUAAUUGUUACAUUUGUACUAUGUACUGUACUUUUAAUCAAGGACGUUCAGUUUAAAGAACAGCUGCAAAAGAUUCAACUUGACGAUAAUCAAAAUUCCAAUGUCGAAGAAGAGUAUAAUUCGAGUAAUGAAGAUCAGCCGGAUUCAGGUUCAAAGAAAUCACAAUUUGAUUUGUCCCCUUACUUGAAUGUCAUGCUUGUCUUUACGUUAUUUUCGGUAUUGACUACUUUGUUAGGAUUUUUGGCAGAUAUUUUAUUGUUCACGCCUAAUUUGUCAUACGUUGGAUGGCUCCAAUUGAUUCCUAUAGUGCUGAUGGCCUUGAUAACCUCGAUGUUGUGUUUUAUCAAACGAUCAAUUUCUUCUAGGAAAUUUUUUGAAAGUGAAUAUCAAUAUGUUAAUGAUGAUAUGAGAAUGAUGAGAAAAAAUUAUGUUGAUGAGUUUUGGAAUGAUAAUGCAAGUGACGAUGGAUUUUUUGUUUACACCGAUGGAUUUUAUACCAGAAACGGAACUAAUAUUGAUCAAACACAAGUAAAUACGUCUCAACUACUAGAAUCACAUGAACAGAAUGACAAUAGAACUAGUCGAACCCAUAAUACGUCUAUAAUAGAAGAUUAUUCAAUGAGCUCAACACCUAGAGCGUCGAUUGAACUACAAGAUCUAAGACCGUCUUUGUGA
Molecule: messenger RNA, 1014 nt
Organism: Candida tropicalis MYA-3404
Lineage: Eukaryota; Fungi; Ascomycota; Pichiomycetes; Serinales; Debaryomycetaceae
Gene: RIM9
Product: Rim9p
Exons: 1
Coding region: 1-1014 (337 amino acids)
Cellular component (GO): growing cell tip; cell division site; plasma membrane
Source: RefSeq, a predicted model, not a curated record